AUGCAUAGUAUUUUAAACACAAGUCAUCUGACAUUUACAGGCAAUUUUGAUACACAGGCUAAAGCAAUAUUGGCCUACAUACGGAUGACUCAACAAGAAAUAGAAAAGUUACAAUUACUGUUUAAUGAUUUGCAAGACAUAUUUGGAAAUACUUGGAAAGGUUCUACUUUGGAAGUUUUUGGGUCUAUUGUGACAGGUCUUGCCCUUCGAAGCAGUGAUGUAGACUGUUUAGUUAAUCUACCACCCUGGCUUGAUAUGCCAAGAGCCUCUUUUGUGAUUGAAGCACGCAAGAUUCUUCGUAGGAAUAACAGGUUCCAAAAGAUAUUCGCUAUAACCAAGGCUAAAGUUCCAAUUGUACAAUUUGAGUAUGCACCGACAAGGACACGUUGUGAUGUUAGUUUCUCUACCCGUGCAGCUGUGGUUAACUCUAAACUUUUAGAAUACCUUAUAUUUUGUGAUGAACGGAUUUUACCUUUUGCAAUUCUGGUUAAAUAUUGGUCUAAAAUUCAACAUUUCACAGGCACAAAUCUGAUGUCAAGCUACAGCUUGAUACUGCUUGUUUUAUUCUAUUUGCAACAGAAACAUAUUUUACCCCCCAUAAUGGCGAUCCAGCACAAUAUUCAAGAACAUAUAGUGGACAAUUGGAACACAGCAUUUGAAAAGACCAUCACUAAAUCAAACAACAAUGAGAGUUUAUAUACAUUGUUUGGUGGAUUCUUUAAAUAUUAUGAAGGGUUGAAUUUCAAAAAGCAUGUGAUAUCAUUAUACACUGGUGAAUUAAUAGAUAGGGAAAAGUUUAGUACGCUAGAAAGUAUACCAGAAGAAUUCUAUUUGUAUAAAAAAAACGUUAGUAAAAAUAUUAGUCAACCUUUACGUUUAGAUACUACAAUGUGUAUACAGGAUCCAUUUAAUCAUGGUCGAAAUUGUGCUGUUGGCAUCUAUUUCAAAUUAGCACAAAAAAUUAUUGGCCUCUUUGACAGAGCCUCUGUUAUCUAUGAAACAGAACCAGAGUCUAGUUUUUUACGGACUCUGCUUUACUGUGAGGAAAUACCUCGGCAAAACAUACCGCAAAGGGCAAAUUUAACUUGGAACAAAUCUGCUAAAAAUCAUGGCAUUCAAAAGAAUCACAAACACCAGUUGCAGAAUAGGCAAUUUAAACAAAGGUGUAAACAGUUAAACCAAAAUACAAACAAAUACCAUAGAAAUCAAUGGACUUAG
Molecule: messenger RNA, 1218 nt
Organism: Leptosia nina
Lineage: Eukaryota; Metazoa; Arthropoda; Insecta; Lepidoptera; Pieridae
Source: the annotation of a GenBank genome assembly